Messenger RNA from Iphiclides podalirius (scarce swallowtail), 2664 nucleotides. The record is from the annotation of a GenBank genome assembly. Lineage: Eukaryota; Metazoa; Arthropoda; Insecta; Lepidoptera; Papilionidae.
AUGAGCUGGCUUCGGAACACGUCGCUGUCGCUGGCGAGGCAGCUCUCCAGGUCGCUCGACCCGCGCCAUGACUAUGAGCCGCAGGCCUGCUACAACUCCUUCUGCAAGCACUGGCAGCAAGCGCACGACAUUAUCAUCAAGUCCCAGCCUCAACAUCUCCACGACGACGUCCUCGGCGUGGUGAACCACCUGGAACAGCUGGCGACCCUGCUGGUGCUCGAGGCUAGGGCACGCCAGUUCUGCCCGGAUUCGAACCCUGCCGCUUGCCUCGAGUACCUGCUCAGCGAGAACCUACUGGACAAGCUGUACGAGUGGGCCAUAUGUACCGGCAAAUACGAGAAUGCCGUGCGUCUGGAGGAACUCAAGCUGUUCGGAAGCCUCAUCAGCCACUAUGGUUCACAGGUAAUAGCCGCCGAGCCCUUCCUUCGUCCACUUCUCAAACUGCUCAGCGGCUUCAGAAACGACUUACCGCCGCGGAAUCUAGAAAGUCAGUUGGUCGCUGUACUCAAUCAACUAUGCGUUGUCCUUAUGCAAAAUAUGAAAUUCAUAGACCUCUUCUUUCUUAUGACGCACACGCAGAACGGAUCCCAGGCAGAGUUCAUAAUCGGGCGGCUGCUGCUCGCCUCGGUGCACCGCGAGGGCGCGACUGGCUCGUCGUCCAGGGACGCCCUGCUCCUCUGCGCCAAGAUGUCCGCCCGCUGCGCCCCGCUCGCCCACUGCCUCCUCGCAGGCAACACGUGUCCAGUGCUCGCGACGGGUCUCAGCGGACUGUACUCGCUGUUGCCGCGUACAUUAAACGACAGGAUCGACCGCCUCACACCCGACGACCUCAAGCAAAUGCACAAACUCACGCUAUUCAUAGACUCCCUGGAGUUCUGCAAUGCUGUAGCACAGGUUGCCCACCCAUCCAUCAAGAAGGAGUUGUUAGAUCUCCUGCAGCAAGGCUUCUUGGUGCCCGUCAUGGGGCCAGCACUGUUACAGACGAGAGCGGGGCCGUUGCAGAGUGGCGCCGGCGAGCAGGCGGCCGCCGUGGCCUACCUGGAGCUGGCGCUGCGCAGCGCCACGGCGGGCGGGCUGCUCAGGGCGCUGCUGCACUUCCUCGCCGCGUACGAGUACGACGGCGUGCGGCUGCUCGACGCGCUGCUCGCCAGGCUGGAGGGCGACUCGCAGCUGUCGCUGGUCACCCUGUCGCUCGUGGAGACCCUCGUCGACCUAAACUGCGAGGAUGUCAUGCUGGAGCUGGUGUACAAAUACCUGAUGGGCGGUCACCAUCUGGCCUCAUCGUACAAGCACACGCUAUCAGACCCCGCCCUGUACCGAGAGGCGGCGGUCGCCUUCCUCGCCCUCUCGCCCCGGUGCUGCUCCAGACCCCUGGAGAAGACCAGGGCCUGGAUCAACGAGAUGGCGCUCAACGGCAGGCGGGUGCUGGACUUCAGGGGCGAAGACGACGGCAGACGGAUCAACGGAGUCAACGGCGACAUAGCCAUGAGCAAUCUAGUCCACGAAGUUAAUUUCGAUUACGGAAACCCCAACGAAUCUCUGUACGGCAACUACCACGCGUACCUGCGCGAGGCGCGAUACGAAAUAGCCUCGCGGGCGGCCGCAUGCGCCAGCUGGAGCUGCCCCUACGAGGCGCUCGCCAAGCGCGGCGCGAAAGAGACGGACUGCCCGGCGGCCGCGCGCGAGCAGGACAGCCUGAUAUCCGUCUGCACCAGCGGCUACGGCACGCUGAAGACGAGCGGCACGCCCGACAAGGAGCCGCACAGCCUCACGUCCCUGCUGGACGAGGACGGAACGAGGGGCGAGCAAAGCGGCGAUGGGAAAGAGCAGGACAGCAUCACGUCCGACGGCGCGUGCUGCGACGACGCCGAGCAGUUCGCCGAGGACUCGUUCAUGAGGGGCCUCGCGAAGCAUCGCAGCGGGGAGUGCGAGGUGGAGACGCCGUCGGUGCGAUGCUGGAGGGCGAGCGCCGAGGCUGUCAUCGGCCCGCUGCUGUGCAUUCUCCUAAGGAAGGCGGCCGCCCUCUUAGAGUCCGAAGUGAUUGUUAAUUGCAAAGUGACGAGCAUACUGUCAAAGCUACUAUCGCUUCCGACGCCUUUGCUCGCCUCGCUGCUCUGCUGCCCCGGCUUUAUGCUGCACCCGAACGUGCCUUCUUUAUACCAGAUCCUGUACAAGCUGAAAGAGGAAGUUGACGAGCUGACCGCCGGCCUGGAGAACAGGGACCAGCUGGUCGACAAGGCGAGGGUUUUCCUCGUGCAGCGAGAAAUGUCGCUAGUCAAGUCGCGUGCGCCGACAAACAGCGAUGGUCAAGCGCGAACAACGGACACAAGUCCGCGACAAGACGACUCUCCAUUCCGUCGCGUAGAGGCGAAACGUCGAAGCCUUUCAUCAAGCUUCUCAAAUAUGUUCGGAAGACGACAAUCUUCCUCGCCGACGCAGAGCCCCCAGAGCCCGCAGAGCGGCCCCCACGCGCCGAUACAGAGGCGUCUGGUGUUCACCCAGGAGGCGUAUUGGAGCCAGUCCAUCACCCUCCGUUCGAUUCUCAACGCGGUGCUAUUGGACGAGUGGGUGAAAGAGCUGGCGGCGCUAUGCGAGGAGCACGCACUCAGACUGUCCUCGCGGUACAACGAAGACGAGUGCUACUCUCAAACAGAUGUCCCCUUA